Messenger RNA from Rangifer tarandus platyrhynchus (Svalbard reindeer), 354 nucleotides. Lineage: Eukaryota; Metazoa; Chordata; Mammalia; Artiodactyla; Cervidae. The record is from the annotation of a GenBank genome assembly.
AUGUUUCUCCCUAUGGGCUUCAGCCUUUUGCUUUUCUACAAGGGCGUGCUGUGUAACCAAGUGACCCAGAGUUCCCCGGAGCAGAGAGUGGCGAGUGGCAGUGAGGUGACACUGCUCUGCACUUUCCAAACCACAUAUUCAAAUCCAGACUUGUACUGGUACCGAAUAAGACCAGAUGGUGUCUUCCAGUUUGUCCUGUAUCGGGACAACGCUAAAUCCCAUGAUGCAGAUUUUGCUCAGGGUAGAUUUUCCGUGCAGCAUAGUGUGCGCCACAAAACCUUCCACUUGGUGAUCUCCUCCGUGAGGCUUGAAGACACCGCCACUUACUACUGUGCUUUAGAGCUCCCACAGUGA